Paramisgurnus dabryanus is the source of this 2843-nucleotide messenger RNA. RefSeq names its product phospholipid phosphatase related 5b (gene plppr5b). Gene Ontology annotation, molecular function: phosphatidate phosphatase activity. Gene Ontology annotation, biological process: phospholipid dephosphorylation; phospholipid metabolic process; signal transduction. The record is from RefSeq and is a predicted model, not a curated record. Lineage: Eukaryota; Metazoa; Chordata; Actinopteri; Cypriniformes; Cobitidae. Gene Ontology annotation, cellular component: plasma membrane.
AACAGCAGCAGCACAGAGUGCGUGAGAUGUUACUAACCGCUGGUUUAAACAUCUAAUAGACAAAUCGGUCGUUAAAAAGUUUAUUAAACCUACGCGAAAACGAAGCAAGAUUGAAUGCGGUCGUCGAGCGGCAGAGAAUCAUAAAUUUAAUCUCCCUCCUUCAGCAGACUCCUUUCUGAUGCUAAUAAAGUCCAACUGGCACAGGCAUCAAAAUACAAACAUGUCUGAUCUCAGAAGUCGCAAAGAAUUCUACAAAUAUCUCACUGUGGAGCUGGUGAUAAUGGCGGGCACGAUCAUGCUGGCAUAUUACUUUGAGUACACGGACACGUUCAACGUGCACGUGCAGGGCUUCUUCUGCUACGAGACCGCUUACACGAAACCCUACCUCGGACCCGAGGACAGGAGCGCGGUCCCGCCCGCCCUGCUGUACGCGCUGGUCACUGGAGUGCCCAUAUUAGUGAUCGGCUUGACUGAAACAGUGCUGUUCCUGAUACAGUACACGUCGAAAGACCUCGACAGUCGGGAGAAGACCAUGGUGACGGGAGAUUGCUGCUACCUAAACCCUUUAGUGAGGAGUACUUUCCGCUUCCUCGGUGUUUACUUGUUUGGCCUCUUCACCACAGACAUCUUUGUAAAUGCCGGUCAGGUGGUUACAGGAAACCUGGCGCCUUAUUUCCUUACGGUGUGUAAACCAAACUUCACCGCCUUGGGCUGCCAGCAGGCGCUGCGCUACAUCAGCCAUCAGGAGGCCUGCACGGGAAACCAGGACGAUAUACUGCGCGCUCGCAAGACUUUCCCUUCAAAAGAGGCAGCGCUCAGCGUGUACGCCGCAGUCUAUCUGGCUAUGUACAUCACAUUUACUGUGAAAGCCAAAGGAACUCGUCUGGCUAAACCGGUCACGUGUCUGGGUCUGGUCUGCCUAGCCUUCCUCACCGGUAUUAACAGGGUGGCAGAAUACCGCAACCACUGGUCUGACGUCAUUGCUGGAUUCAUCAUCGGUGUGGCCAUAGCCACCUUUCUUGUGGUUUGUGUGGUCCAUAACUUCAAAGGCAAACAGCUGCUAUAUGAAGACCCUCAACAGGACCCUCUAAGCAACAAUCCCAAUUUCAGUUCACCCAGACUCGACAGUCCCCUAGAAAAGUACAUCGCCUCACAGAAUCACAUCGCCUUCGCUGAGAUCACGUGACCUUGAGUCGCCGGUGUGGCAGACACACUGGACAUCCACGCUGUUUACCGUCCAAUCCCGAUGAUCCGACUCAACGCCACCGCAGUGGUCACGUGCUCUCUAUAGUGUCGUUUUGACUUGCUCCGCCCUCGCUUUGUGUGUGUGGAAAUGUUGGUCCUGUUAACUGAUAACGUACUGUACUGCACUUUUCCAUGACUGGUUCUGCUCGCUUUAAGCGGACCGAUCACAUGAACAGCACUUAAAAUAACUGCUUACGUAUGUCUGGAGAGCACUUUUGUGUGUGUAUAUAUCCAUGUUCAUAAUCGAAAUGGACUAAACUUGCAGUCGUGAAUAUGUGUUUACUUUAUCAUUGAUUCUUCUUUUGUCCUGGUACAUAGAUCUAAAAAUAUAGCUUUGAUCAGCCCUUAAAUUAGUGGUUUAUGGAAAGAAAAUAUUGUUUUUGCUCUAUUAACUCUGUAAACAUAUACAAGAGAUAGAAAUGUUGAAGAAUCACCUAAUUACGUCCUAAAAUGUUUUCAUUCGUAUUCAAUAUUAAGGUUUUUAUUCUUAUUCCUUGUUUUGGAUGAGUGCAUUUAUAAAUACACUGUGCUCAGAAAUCUAAAUUCAGCUAAAAUAUAUGUUGAAAGCUUACGUAAAAAAGAAAAAUACCAAAGCUCAUAUAAACUCUCAUGUACAGUCAUUACUGUACUGUCAGCAUAUAAUCGCCAUCAUUUAGAUAAUUCAUGAGCCAUGACUCAAUUUCAAACAGCGGCCAAUGGGCAUCAUAAUGGGCACAGUAAUGCUAUGCGUGAGCCCUGAGGACUUGGCUGUGAAGAAUUAAUCAUCUGCAAAGACAAUCACCAGUCAUUUCACCGGCGUAAUGGGUCAGUUCAUUUAACCAGUCUUUAACAUAAUGACAGAGAUACACUGUCCAUUCCGGUUUAAUGGCAAACAUCAAUAUAUUUAUCAUGGAUCGAUGUAAAAAAUGUGAAAGAAAUGAGUCCUGCUGUGAUCAUUAAAACAAACCGUGAUACCUCAUGUGUAACGAGGAGAAAGCUGGGGAUAAAUACAUUUUAUUUUGCAAAUAUAAAUUCUGCAUUUCAGUCCUGUUGUUGCACCAUUAAAGAAAAUUUGAGGUUAUUUUUAACUCGUAUAUAUUUGUAGGAUCUGCGUGGUGUUGCUGAUAACCACAGAUGAUCAUUUCAACUCCCUUAUCCCUCAGUUUGUAAAACUAACAAGACAUGGGUCAAAUCAAGCCCAUUGCAUUGUGGGGUAUGGUAUUCCAUUUUGUAUGCUGUACUACUACUGUAUUUACUGUAGAUUUACCGCAAAAAUAGUCAGAGUAAAUUGGCAGCAUGCUAUUUUGAACACAGCCGAUUUAACACCAAUAAAGUUAAGGGCCUAUCUUAUGCUGCGUUCAGACCAGCCACGGUAGAGGUGUCAAGCGCAAGUGAUUUCAGUGUUAAGUCAAUGUGAAGAUGCGUUGACGCGUGUCUGUAUCUCACGGCGCGAAUGAGGCGUUUAGUGCAGCGUGGUAGACACAAUUCUGCCUCAUUUGCGGAUCUAGUUCGCGCGAAUGGCCUGAAUUGAGCGUUGCAGCGGCAAAUGCGCGAGUUAAAAAAAUGGAGCUUUGGUGGAAAAACGUGCCACAUUAACCAGUCGCAGAAGCCCCUCUCAU